Molecule: messenger RNA, 6398 nt
Organism: Perca fluviatilis (European perch)
Lineage: Eukaryota; Metazoa; Chordata; Actinopteri; Perciformes; Percidae
Gene: rabgap1l
Product: RAB GTPase activating protein 1-like
Exons: 26
Coding region: 181-3276 (1031 amino acids)
Source: RefSeq, a predicted model, not a curated record
GGCGUGUCACUAAACUCCAAGUGAUUCAUCUUCUUAAACAUAUACGAUCUUCGCGGCAACUCUUCUGACAGCUAGCAAGCAACUCCUCUACGCUCUAAACAAAGCUGGGCGGACAGGAGAGGGAAAGGGGAGAGCUUUAACCCUGGUCUCUCCAGCUGACCCUGAGUAAACCCGCCAGCCAUGGAUGACCGCUCCUCACUUGGAAAAGUCAGCAGCUCUACCGAGUCCGUGGCCACUGUCACCAGUGAGGAGUUUGUUCUGGUCCAGUCCAGUGCUGCAGGGUCGCCACAAGGCUCUGAGGGCAAGCCAAGACUCAAGAUGUCUUGGAAUGGGAGUGAGCAGCUGGAGAAAGCUAUGGAGGAGUUGUUGGAUGAUGAUGAUGAUGAGGUGAAGGUGGAGAAGAGCAAUGUGGAAAAGAUGGAGAAGCACAAGGACCCAGAGAGCCGAGUCCUGGAGCCCCAAUCUGCAGAAACAUGUCCAGCACCAUCCAGCCCCAUCGUACUGGAGGAGGACAGUGUCCAGUUCAACAAGCUGUCCUACCUUGGCUGCACCUGGGUCAAAGCCCCUCGCAACGAGGCAGAGGCACAGAGGGCCAUGGCCACCCUGCGUGCUGAAAGCGCCAUCCCCAUUCCCAUCACCCUGCAUGUCCCCUGUAGACCAGAUGGCUCCGUAAGGAUUGUGGACCAGGCCUCGGGUACAGAGAUCGCCUCAUUUCCCAUCUACAAGGUGUUGUUCUGUGCUCGUGGACAGGAGGGUUCAGUGGAAAGUGACUGUUUCUCCUUCACUGAAAGUUACCGGAGUUCUGAGGACUUCCAGAUUCACGUCUUCUCCUGCCACAUCAAAGAGGCUGUCAGUCGUAUCCUCUACAGUUUCUCCACAGCCUUUCGGCGUUCUUCAAGGCCGGCAGACAUCAGGGACACGCCGCUGUCCAGUCCACCCGACGGCGACCUCUACACCUUCACUGUCUCACUGGAGAUCAAAGAGGACGAUGGCAAGGGCAACUACAGCUCAGUGCCUAAGGACAGAGAUAAAUUCUACUUCAAGCUGCGACAGAGCGUUCAGAAGAAGGUCGUGGUUUCAGUUCAGCAGAUGUGCAACAUGGAGCUGGGCAUCGAGAGGUGUUUUGGAAUGCUGCUGAGUCCUGGACAGAAAGUUUGCAACAGCGACAUGCAUUUACUAGACAUGGAGUCGAUGGGGAAGAGCUCUGAUGGAAAGGCCUAUGUGAUCACAGGAACAUGGAACCCCAACAUGGCAGCCUUCCAGCUGCUGAAUGAAGACACCCCUAAAGAUAAGCAGGUCUACAUGACAGUGGCAGUGGACCUAGUUGUAACUGAGGUAGUGGAGCCAGUUCGCUUCCUGCUGGAAACUCUGGUCAGGAUAUAUCCAUCAAACGAACGCUUCUGGUACUUCAGCCGCAAGACCUUCAGUGAGACUUUCUACCUCAAACUACGACAGCAGGCACCAGAGAGGGUGGGUCAGAGCGAUGCUAUGUAUGAGGUGGUGAGUCUUCAGAGGGAGGCAGAGAGAAGCAAUGAAGGACGACUGGCCUCGCCCACUGAGGAAGAGGAGGCUGAUGAAGAUAGUGACAGGGAAAUCUCCAGCGGGACAGGAGACGUUUCCAAAGACUGUCCUGAGAAAAUCCUGGAGUCCUGGGGAGGAAUCCUCACCAGAUGGCAUGGGAACCUGUCCACUCGUCCGAAGGGUUUGCCCUCGUUGGUUCACAGUGGCAUUCCCGAGCCACUCAGAGCUGAAGUCUGGCAGCUGCUGGCCGGUUGCCACGACAACCACGACCUGCUUGAGCACUACCGCAUUCUCAUCACCAAGGACUCGGCUCAGGAAGGUGUCAUCACCCGGGACAUCCACCGCACCUUCCCUGCACACGACUACUUCAAGGACUCAGACGGAGAUGGACAGGAUUCAUUGUACAAGAUCUGCAAGGCCUACUCUGUCUAUGAUGAGGAAAUUGGUUAUUGCCAGGGUCAGUCGUUCCUCGCUGCUGUUCUCCUGCUACACAUGCCAGAGGAACAGGCCUUCUGUGUGUUGGUGAAAAUCAUGUACAAGUACGGCCUCAGAGCUCUUUACAAAAACAACUUUGAGGAUCUUCACUGCAAGUUCUACAAGCUGGAGAGGCUGAUGCAGGAGCAGCUACCAGACCUGUGGUCCCACUUCCAAGAGCUAAACCUGGAGGCACACAUGUACGCCUCCCAGUGGUUCCUCACCCUCUUCACUGCCAAGUUCCCCCUGUGCAUGGUUUUCCACAUCACUGACCUGCUGCUCUGUGAGGGUCUCAACAUCAUCUUCAAUGUAGCCCUGGCCUUGCUCAAGACAUCUAAAGAGGACCUCUUGCAGGCGGACUUCGAAGGCGCUCUCAAGUUCUUCCGAGUCCAGCUCCCUAAACGCUACAGAGCUGCGGAGAAUGCCCGCAGGCUUAUGGAGCAGGCCUGCAACAUCAAGGUUCCAACCAAAAAGCUGAAGAAGUUUGAGAAGGAAUAUCAGACACUGAGAGAGAGCCAGCUGCAACAAGAAGACCCCAUCGACCGAUUCCAGAGGGAGAACCGUCGUCUUCAAGAAGCCAGUAUGCGACUGGAACAGGAGAAUGACGACUUGGCCCAUGAACUGGUCACCAGCAAGAUUGCCCUUCGGAACGACCUUGACCAGGCAGAAGAUAAGGCCGAUGUUCUGAACAAAGAGCUGCUGAGCACCAAGCAACGUCUGGUGGAGACGGAGGAGGAGAAGAGACGACAGGAGGAGGAGACUGCUCAGCUGAAGGAAGUGUUCAGGAGGGAGCUAGAAAAAGCAGAGCUGGAGAUCAAGAAAACCACAGCGAUCAUAGCGGAAUACAAACAGAUCUGCUCCCAGCUGAGCACCAGGCUGGAAAAACAGCAGGCGGCAACAAAAGAAGAGCUGGACAUCGUCAGGAGUAAAGUAUUGGGCUGUGACCACUGUAGAGACCUGUUCACAACCCUGGGGUCCCUCCAGUCCGCGUCCCCCGGCAGGGACAAGACAUCCACCGAGCCGCUGGACGAGGAGAAGGACGGACUGAAGGAGCAGCUGAGGCACCUGGAGCUGGAGCUGGCACAGACCAAACUGCAACUGGUGGAGGCCAAGUGCCGCAUCCAGGAGCUCGAGCACCAGCGGGGAGUCCUGAUGAACGAGAUCCAGGCGGCCAAGAACUCGUGGUUCAGCAAGACUCUGGGCUCCCUGAAGAGCUCUACCUCCUCUUCCUCCAGCUCCACAUCCCAGACCCCGUCCUCACCAAAGGAGGGCCCCGCGUAGACCACCCUCCCCUCCAUCUCUCCUUCCCCCUGCAGGAUGCACACUAGAGCAGAGGAACACAAGUUGAAGAAACAAGCAGUGGAGAAAUGCAGUAUGCCUUUUUUCAUCCAGUGGCAAUGCGGAGCUCGACAGCUUCUUGGACUGAAAAUAGCUGAUAAGAUAAGGGAGGAAACAGGUGGAGGACUGGACCUGCCACCUGUCUUUCACUUAAUGUUUACGUUUGAGUGAACAAAAAAAAAUGUCUGUUUACCUUCUCCGCUUCACAGGGGAUGAGACAGGUGACGGUGAACCAUCAGUGAGGCUUGAAGUUGAUUUAGAGUUCAGUGGUCGUUGCUGACACUUUGUUGAGUUCCCAUAAUAAGAAAGCUGAAUUAACAUACACAAUGGCAUCCCUCAUGUAGGUGAAUAAUGUAGCUCCACCUUGUGGUCAGACAUUGCUACUGCAGAGUUAUAGUCAUUUUUUUUCUGUGUGAGAUUAUGUUUUUAGGGAGAUUAAGUCUCACAAUUUGGACAAUAUUUCUAAUGUUAGUGAUUGAGCUACAUAUGCAGAGAUAUUAUACGUUCACUGCAUAGAAAUAUAGUGAUCUAUAUUAACCAUCUUCAGCGCCGCAAAGCCACAGCACUCUGAAAAAGGAAUACUGCAUUCAGUCUUAAACAAGAACAACACAAAAAGUUGAAUUUCUUUAUAGUAAUAUAACGUAAACAAUGUUGUCAUAUAAAUAUGUAUAACUAAUUAUUGAUUUUUGUAAUAAUCUUGUACAGUUCUUUAAGAGAAGAAAACCCAAGGAAAAGUUAUUUGUUAAUUUUCUUUCUUUCUUUUUUUUUACCGUUUGGAAUUUGAAUGUCAUCUCUCUAGAUGUUGACGUAAGCACAGUGUGUGAUCGAGCCGGUGGAGUCCAAAUGCUGAGAACCAAGGUGACAACCUGCAGAGAUCUUAAUGGGUUUAAUUUCGCUGCCGUUUCUUCAGUCAUGGGUUGAACUGACUCACGGUGUGUAAUAUCACCAUAACAUGUACUGAUUAGAUUUGAUUUAAAAUCACAGUUCCAGCUCAGGCUUGUAAUUGGCAUUUUAAUUUUCUAUCACUACAUGCAGAUUUUUAAGCAUGCAGCCAUCAUUUUUUGAAUAGCUGUGAUCAGAAACGGACACUUUUGCCUUUCUAUGUCUGUUCCAUCCUUUUUAUACUUUUAAUGAUUUAUUUGGAAUUAGUAUAACACAAUGCCACACAAGUCUCCUAAAAGGUACAUGCUAGAGUACACAUUAACCUUAGUUUUACAUUUUCAGUUUUGAAAUGUUUUUAACGGUCUCUGGUGUCGGCAUUAGGGUUGGAGUUGUCAGGGCUUGGGAUUUUCUGGCAUUUGUUAUUUUACAGACGGAAAAUCCAUCACAGUAAUCAUGCAGUCAGCACAUUAAAGUAGGUAACUCUAUAGUACAGUAUAUGCUCUAAAGUCUCCGUUACAUAGCACAAUUCAUCCCUAAAUAAACGCCUAACAUAACAUUAAUAAGCAAGAUUAGGGUGCAAUUUUCCCACAUCAUUGCCAAACCGUCCUAAGGCCAUUUGCACAGCUGCGCCAACACCUUCUUUGUCAGGUUAACACAACACACUUUUUAAUUAAUACUUUACGCAAUGAGAACAGCUUGUAGAUCACUAAAUCUUCCCUGUGUCCAUGGUGGACUGUUGGCUGUGUUUCUCAGUGCUAACACAUUAGUAAAAACUGCAUGGAUUGAUACGAGCCAACUACUACUGUAGUAUCUUGAAAGUGGGAACUUAAAUCCGGUCUAAAGCUAAAUAGUAAAAGAUCUUAAAUGAUGUAAAGUUAAAUUUAGCAGUUUUCUUUAAGUUUUCUGUAAAUUCAGCCUUGACAAAUUAAUGUCUCACUUACUGGAUAUUUACAUGGGACUGCUAGCUAAAAAGUUCAAACUUAAUUCACAACCUUUAUUGAUUUUGACAGAAUAUAAAAAAAAAAAACUACAAACACUUUCUACUUAUGUUGCUGGUUGCCAGUAUGAGUGUGAGGACCACAGCCAGUGAUAUACAGUAAGGACACAAGUAUUAUUUUGCCGUCUGUGUACUAAGUUGACAAAUAUAAUUGGCCAAAAGGUCUGUUUAGCUUUAGGUGGAAAGCUGCAGUGUAGAUGCCAAAAUGUGCUGCUUUAUUCUCCCCUCUGGUUGUCACUGUAAUCAGCCUUUGGACUCUGACCAAGCCCAUGUGUACUUGUUUGUGUGUGAGUGUGUUUUUGGAUGUGUGUGUGUGCACGUGUGUGUUCUGCAAUGUAACCAAGUGGUUCAAGUUGAAAUGGUUCCUUCUUCACGUGGCUGCCUUUUUUGUUGAUGACUGAAGCCGUUGGCUGAUGAGAGAAAAGCCAUCUGACAGUUGGAAAAAGUCUGAGAGAGUCAGCUGUGCCAUAAGAGCCCCCCCUCUUCUCCGUCCCCAGUGGUCUUCCUCCGUGCUCCCAACGACCUGAACCAACCAUGUCAUCUGAUCCUAUUGACAGAUCUGCUGAAUAUCAUUUUCAGCAGCCUGUUUGACACAUUUCCACCAGGAGCCUCCCAGUACGACCACUGAGCAGCUCGACUGGAGGAAAUGCAUCAAUAUCAUGGAAAAGUAGAAAAAGGAAGCUGACUAUCAUUGAUUCCAGGUGUGUGUUUUGCAUUUCCAGGACAUUCCUUCUUCACUAUCGUGCAUCAUUCUUGUUGGUCACACCUGUGACAGUUACAAAGUCGUACAACCAGUUUAAUGUCAACUGUGGCCAAGUUGGAGAGAGCUCCUCGUCUUUUAUGUGCACUAACACAACAUCAAUAUUUUAAACACUAUUUCAAGAUGUGCGUUUGUUUAAAAGUUAUCCUGAGCACAGAGCAUAAUUAUUUUUUAACUGAUGAUUAUUGUUGCUGAGAGGACAGCUGCCAAUUUAAUAUACACUCUAAUUCACUUCAUUUCAAUGAUGCAAAAGCAGGCGACCAGUCUGAUUUGAGGUGUGAUGUUUGUUGUGUAGUUUACAGUUUGCUGUAACACCACAGUCCUGUUACACAGAGAGGGACUGCUCCUCAGCUGGUCCGACUCUAACACUGUUUGCUGUACAGUAACUGUCUGACCUGCAUUAAUAAAUUUCAGUUUUUCUGUUCA